AUGCUGUCGCGCUCGUCUUUCGGCCGGCAGGCACAGCGUGCUCUUCAGCGCCAAUGCCGUGCCCAGCCAGCGAACCGCAGAGGCCUUGCUGCUCCAGCUUCCGGCUCCUUCAACUACGACACCGGGGAUGCCUCAGGGAUCAAGUACGCUAGCAGAGACAUGUCUGGGCCGACGACGACGUUGGCAUUGGUGUCGAAGGCUGGCACGAGAUACCAAUAUCUCCCGGGGUUGACGGAGGGAUUGGAGAAAUAUGCGUACCGCGGCACCGAGCGAAGGUCCGCCCUGCGCAUUGUACGAGAAGCCGAGCUUCUUGGAGCGGAGCUCCAGACUACCCACUCGCGAGAGAGCCUUAUAGUUGGCGCGAAAUUCCUCAGGGACGACCUGCCGUACUUUGUGGAGCUCCUGGCAGAGGUUGCUACGAAGACCAAGUACCUCCCACACGUCUACCACGAAGAGGUUAUGCCUUUGAUUGCGCUUGCGCACAAGAAGUUCCUUGCCAGUACUAAGGAGAUGGCGCUCAGCUCUGUACAUGGUCUCGCAUUUCACCGUGGCCUUGGUACACCGCUGUACCCGUCCUCAUCCACGCCUUACACUAAAUAUCUUGAUGCCGACACCAUCGAAGAGUUCGCCUCGGCCGCAUACGCAAAGGGCAACUUCGCCAUCGUGGCUAACGGCGCUGAGCACUCCGAUCUGUCGAAAUGGGUUGGAGAGUUCUUCACCGACGUCCCGAGCUCAGGCGGUCAGUCGCUGCAGAGCCCGCAGACGAAGUACUAUGGUGGUGAGGAGCGGAUCGCUCAUGGCUCAGGGAAUACCAUGGUCCUUGCCUUCCCCGGCUCAAGCUCGUACACCGGUGGCUUCUACAAGCCGGAGAUCGCCGUGUUGGCAGCUCUUCUCGGUGGUGAAUCAAGUAUCAAGUGGUCCUCCGGCUUCUCUCUGCUCUCAAAGGCUGCCUCCAAGAAUCCUGGUGUAAGCGUCAAGACCAAGAGCGCAAUCUAUUCUGAUGCCGGUCUCCUCUACGUCAUUAUCCAUGGUUCGGCUAAACAGGUUGCUGGAACGGCGCAGGAGGUCGUCAAGACGAUCAAGAGCAUUGCGGGCGGGGAGAUUAGCAAGGAAGACAUCAUGAAGGCUAGGGCAUUAGCUAAGUUCAAGGAGCUCGAGCACGGUCAGACCAUCAUGGGCAGCUUGGAGCUUACGGGUGCUGGUCUUGUGCAAGGUGGCAAGCCGUACCAGCUCGACGAGACUGCGAAGGCAAUCGAUGGCGUGACCGAGGACCAAGUGAAGAAGACCGCCAAGUCGCUACUUGACUACAGGGCGUCAGUUUCGUCGGUGGGUGAUUUGUUCCAGCUACCUUUUGCGGAGGAGCUUGGUCUCAAGGUGUAA
This is a messenger RNA of Coniosporium apollinis CBS 100218, 1380 nucleotides long. RefSeq lists its product as uncharacterized. The transcript is spliced from 4 exons. Bases 1 to 1380 code for a protein of 459 amino acids. Gene Ontology annotation, cellular component: mitochondrion. The record is from RefSeq and is a predicted model, not a curated record. Gene Ontology annotation, molecular function: metal ion binding. NCBI's taxonomy places the organism in Eukaryota, Fungi, Ascomycota, Dothideomycetes.